AACGCAUCUCACCGCGACGGUAGUCGAUAUCCUUGCACGGACCGAUCAGCAAGGGCAACACACACGUCACGUCGCGCGCGCACUACCAUCAACGUCGAGCUGGCCGCGCCGAGCGUGAGAGAUCGCGCUGUUUGGAUCGAAGUCAGGUGGAAGUGCCGCGGAUAGGGUUGAAACCUGAACCGGAAGUUGCCCCGGGGUUACGGAAAGUAAAAGAGGGUGGGAGAAAGAAGGAGACAGACGAAAACCUCUUCGAUAGAACCUCGGAAGCCGCGAAGGAGUUGCGUCAUCGUGUGCGCCUCGACGGCAGCGGUAUUCAUCGCGGUAGUCGUCGGCGCGCCUGGCUCGCUAGGCGUCGCGGGUUACAGAGAGGUCGCAAAAGAGGCGGUAAACUAGCAUCGAUCGAGUUGGUGAUUCGUCGCAUGCUCAUCCCGGCGGCUCCUGUAAGAGGUCGACCGCGGGGUAAAAGCGAGAGAGAAAGACAGAGAUAGACGAAAGGUGGAAAGAAAAAGACAAGGCGGGGCGGCGGAGGAAGCACCGACAGGCAGGAAGACGUGAAAACAGAGGCAGGAGGUGGCCGCGCGGGUGGAGCGGCCGGAGAAGGUACACGUACACGUAUACGCACACGCACACCGCGGCGAUCGAGGAAGGCGAGGCGGCAAGCACGGCUGAACUCGCAACGGAAUGGCGUGGGGCUACUGGAGCGCGACUUCCGUCAGCGAUCGGGGUCGGUCACCUCGCCGCGAGAAGGACAAACAGCACCAGGGCCUGCACCAGGCAUCGCAGCAGCAGCAGACGCAACAACAGAUACACCAGACGGAGCUUUCUGCGCAGAGCACCUACAGCACCGUGCAGCAGGAGAGAGAGCUCGGCGUGACCACCCCCGGUGUGGGAAUCGCGGAGGAGCCACCCUGCAGCAUGAUGAUCCAGGGUGGUUCCUUCUACUCGUACUCGGCGGCGACGGCGGCGGCGGCCGCCGCUGCCGCGAACCGCCGUAUCACCGUUGCCGAAGGUGUCGGCCCAUCCUCCUCGUCCACCACAUCUACCGGCAUCCAAGUGUUACCGCGGGAGCGCCACGUGAGACCCGGUACCAGCUCGUAUGCACCGUCGUCGCCGGGUAGCGGCGACUCGGCCGAGUACGAGCAACCCAUCGUUGGUCACCUCCGCGCCGCCGCCGCCGAUAUCUCGCCACCGUCAUCACGUAUUGGCGGCAGCCCGCCGCACCACCACAUGUAUCACGACGACAUCUUCGCGCAGCCCGGCACCUCCUCGUCCGUUAUCAGACCGUCGAAGCUGCUGCAGUGCCCGCCGGACGACGGUAUGGACGAGUUGUCCGAGACUGAGCUCGACGAAGUGAGCAACGUCGAGAUGAUCUACGGACGCGGCAUUGGACCCACCGCGACAUGCCGCGUGCAUGGACCGUGUGGUCAGCAGCCGCUGCCGCCGGAACUCGCACACUCGAUGACAUCGCUGCUCGACGUCGAGCCUGUGGGUCCGUCGCAGUUCCAGCCAUUCAACGAGAUCACCUGGGUUUUUCCAAACGUGCCGCCUGCCCCUGGGAUGCCAUGUCAGGGAGAAGACAGAAGCAUCUACAGACGUGGCGCACGUAGAUGGAAGAAGAUGUACUAUGUGAACGGCCAUACUUUUCAGGCGAGACGAUUCAAUCGGAAGUCCUUCUGCGCAUUCUGCCAGGAUCGGAUCUGGGGCCUCGGGCGGCAGGGAUUCAAAUGCACCAUCUGCAAGCUGCCCGUUCACAAAAAAUGCCACAAGGUGAUACGCAUUCCGUGCCUGAGCCCGCAGCAGCAGCAACAGCAACUGCAGAGCGCCGAGUCCCAGACGAUCGACAGAAACGGCGACCAACAGCUUGAUUCGUAUUCGAGCGGCCAGGCGAUUCAUCUCGAGGAUGAGGAGUCGCCUAUCAUGGAAGAGCAUUCGCGCGAUCGAAUCGGAAAUGAGGAGGGCGAAGAACUACCAUUAGAUACACUGCACGAGGGUGAUGCUUCAAACGAUAUGCAACGACAGUACUCAUUGAACGACUUCGAGCUGAUCAGGGUGAUCGGCCGUGGUUCCUACGCAAAAGUCUUGAUGGUAGAACUGAAACGUACCAAGAGGAUUUACGCGAUGAAGGUGAUCAAGAAGGCCCUGGUGACGGACGACGAGGAUAUCGAUUGGGUGCAGACGGAGAAACACGUAUUCGAGACGGCAUCGAAUCAUCCUUUCUUGGUGGGCCUGCACUCCUGUUUCCAGACACCCUCGCGUCUAUUUUUCGUGAUUGAGUUCGUGCGUGGUGGCGAUCUUAUGUUCCACAUGCAGAGGCAACGCCGUCUUAUCGAGGACCACGCGCGGUUCUACGUAGCCGAGAUCAGUCUUGCGUUAAAUUUUCUGCAUGAAAAAGGUAUCAUAUACAGGGAUUUAAAGCUGGACAAUGUGCUGCUCGACCACGAGGGACACGUGAAGCUUACGGAUUAUGGGAUGUGCAAGGAAGGUAUCCGGGAGGGCGACAACACCAACACGUUUUGCGGCACACCCAAUUACAUCGCUCCUGAAAUCCUCCGUGGCGAAGAGUACAGUUUUUCGGUGGACUGGUGGGCCCUGGGAGUCCUGUUGUACGAGAUGCUGGCCGGUCGCAGUCCCUUCGACAUCACCGGUGCUUCCGAGAAUCCAGAUCAGAACACUGAGGAUUUCCUGUUCCAAGUUAUCCUGCAGAAGACGAUACGUAUUCCGCGAUCGUUGUCCGUCAAGGCGGCGUCGGUACUUAAAGGAUUCCUUUGCAAGGACCCUGCGGAGCGUUUAGGUUGCGGAAAGAGGCCCUCCGGUUUUCUCGACAUCGUUGCUCAUCCCUUCUUCAAAACGAUCGAUUGGGAAAUGCUGGAGCAAAAGCAGAUUGCGCCGCCCUAUAAGCCACCACUGGAAUUUGAUCGUGAUCUAACGAACUUCCCGCCCGAGUUUACGGACGAACCGGUUCAGUUGACUCCCGAUGAUCCGAGGGUAAUCGAGACGAUCGAUCAGAGUGAGUUCGACGGCUUCGAGUAUGUGAAUCCUCUAUUAAUGUCGCUGGAGGACUGCGUGUGACAAGAGCCGCUUCUUAUUGUGCCUCGUCACAAUCAAGACCUUUACCAGCAGCAGCAGCAACAGCAA
Ooceraea biroi (clonal raider ant) is the source of this 3135-nucleotide messenger RNA. RefSeq names its product protein kinase C iota type (gene aPKC). Lineage: Eukaryota; Metazoa; Arthropoda; Insecta; Hymenoptera; Formicidae. Gene Ontology annotation, biological process: establishment or maintenance of cell polarity; protein phosphorylation. The record is from RefSeq and is a predicted model, not a curated record. Gene Ontology annotation, molecular function: protein serine/threonine kinase activity; protein binding; ATP binding.